AGAUUGAGAAACCAGAAUGCAAAACGUUGCAGAAAGGCAGAAACCCUUCCCUCCUUCGGCCUUCGGCCCUUCCCCGUUCACAUCCCCACUGCGGUGCCGCCACUCUCGCCGGCCCCUUCCCCGUCUUCACUCCGAAAGUCAUCCCAAUACCUCUGUCUUCCACCCCCCACUAAUUAUUUCAAGUAAUUAUUAAUUUUCAGGAUAUGGAUGCCAGCGACAUAGUGGUAUCAUCCAUUCGUACUGGGAUGAAGAGGGAGUUUGCCUUCAUGAUGAAGUCUCAGUCUGAAAUGGGGGGGCUUCCAGCAGGCAGGAGAGUAACAAGGUCCCAGAGAGGCGGUAGUUCCAGUAGAGGCUAUGUGGUAAGUGAUAGUAAGAUGAACAAGAAAAUGAAGGUGUAUGCUUCUAAGAAAUCAAAAGUGACUGAUGAAGAGAAGCCAGAAACAGAGGAUGUCGUAAAGUUGGAGCCAAGUAAUGUUUUGGAUGGUGAUAAUGGGGUGGUGAGGGCUGUAGUUGACAUUGUAUGUGAUAUGGGUGACUGUUCAAGAAACUUAGAGGCUGACUUAGUUAAUGCAAUGGGAUAUGAAGCAGAAGAAAAAUUAGCCGCAAGAAAUUCAGAAGCUGAUUCAGUUGUUGUAGUGGGCAGUGAAGCCGAAGAGAAAGUGGGCGCAAGAAAUAUAGAGGCUGACUCAGUUACUGAAGUGGGAGAUGAAGCAGAAGAGAAAGUGGGCACAGGAAAUACAGAGGUAGACUUAGUUGCAGUAGUGUGCGAUGAAGAAGAGAAAGUGGUUAUUGAUUCUAGGGAAAACAUUAUCCAGCCUUUGUGCACAGAUUUACCUGUGGAUCAGGUUGGAGGUAUCGAUAGAGUUUCUAAUCGUGAAGAUGAUGGAAUACAUAGCAGUGCCUCUGAUUUGGGAUGUGAGAGUACUGCAGAGCGCACAGGCAUGAUGUUUGAAAAGUCACUAAGGAGGUUUACGCGCUCGGCUUUGAAGCUGCAGGAUGGGGCAAUAGAGUUAGGAUCAGAGGCAGGGGCUGUGGAGAGUAUGACUGCAAGUCCUUCAAAGCUUGAAAUGAAAAUGUCAAAAAAGAUUGGAUUGAAUAGAGCUCCCAUGAAGUUAAAGCACCUUCUUCGGACAGGAUUGCUUGAGGGCCUUCAAGUUCGAUAUGUAAAUGGGUCAAAGGGGAGGAGGAGACCAGAAUCUGAACUUCAGGGUGUUAUUAAAGGAACUGGGAUAUUAUGUUCAUGUUAUGAAUGCGAGGGGAAAAAGGUUGUUACUCCUAAUCAAUUUGAACUGCAUGCACGUAGUGGCAAUAAGCGGCCACCGGAGUAUAUAUAUUUGGAGAAUGGAAAAAGUCUGAGAGAUGUGCUUAAUGCAUGCAAGGCCAAUCCUUCAGAUCCGCUGGAAUGUGUUAUCCGGAAUGCAAUUGGCCGUUCAAAUCAUAUAACUGCUAUCUGUCUCAACUGCAGAGAGUUGAUUCCUGAAACUGGUGCUGGUCGAGCAAUGCUUCUUUGUGACUCCUGUGUUCUUCUGAAGGAGCCCGGCCCCAGUCAAACACAUAUCGGUGAUGUCACCGUCAGGUCUCCUUUGGCUGGUUCACCAGCUCCUGCAUCUUCUACUCGCUUGCCUGAAGUUGUAAAUAGUGUUCUAAUUUCUCCAAAUAGUCAACCUCAAGUGAAGAGUCAGGGAAAGCUGACACGGAAGGAUCUGAGAAUGCAUAAAUCUGUUCUAGCAGAAGAUCUGCUUCCUGAUGGUACUGCUUUGUCAUAUGUUAUGCAUGGAAAGAUAAGGCUUGAGGGUUACAAGAAAGAUGGUUUAAUCUUCUGCUUCUGUUGCCAAAAAGUGGUGAGUCCCUCGCAGUUUGAGGCUCAUGCUGGUUUUGCUUCGCGUCGGAAGCCGUACAUGAGUAUAUACACUUCCAAUGGGGUUUCUCUGCAUCAGCUAUCCCUUGAACUAUCUAGAAGUCGUAAAUCAUCUACUGAAGAAAGUGACGAUCUUUGUUCUAUUUGUGAGGAUGGAGGAAAUUUGUUAUGCUGUGAAAAUUGUCCACGAGCAUUCCACUAUGAAUGCGUUGGUCUCCCGAAUGUUCCGCAAGGAAUAUGGUACUGCAAGUACUGCCAGAAUAUGUAUGAAAAGGAAAAAUUUGCAGAGAACAAUGCAAAUGCAAUCGCAGCUGGUAGGGUCCCUGGUGUAGAUCCACUAGAGGACAUCACCAGGAGGUGUAUUCGCAUUGUUGGAAAUUUUGAAAAAUAUAUUGGGGGUGGAUGUGUCAUUUGCAGAGUAGAUGAGUUCAGCAGGUCGGGAUUUAAUGACCACACAGUUAUGAUAUGUGAUCAGUGUGAGAGAGAAUAUCAUGUCAAAUGUCUAAGGGAGCAAGAGAUUGAUGAUUUGAAGGCACUUCCAGAAACUGAAUGGUUCUGCAGCAAAGGCUGUAGCAGUAUUCAUUAUAUCCUUCAGAAGAUGAUUGGUGAUGGUGACCAAACCCUUCCAGAAGCUGUUUUGAACGUCUUGGAGAAGAAAGGUGAUGGGCAAGUUUCAGAGGAGAAUCCUAAGCUUGAUGUGAGAUGGAGGUUGCUCAGAGGAAAAGUCUCUUCAGAGGACACCAGGGUUUGGCUUUCUGGUGCAGUCACUAUUUUUCAUGACCGAUUUGAUCCUAUAGCUGAUGCCAGCACCAGCCGUCUUGACCUUAUUCCAACAAUGGUUUAUGGGAGGAAGUUCAAAGACCAGGAAUUUUAUGGCAUGUAUUGCGCCAUAUUGACAGUUGGUUCUGCAGUAGUAUCUGCCGCCAUAGUGCGAGUUUUUGGGGAGGAAGUAGCAGAGCUCCCUCUAGUUGCAACAAGGAGUGAUUGCCAAGGAAAGGGAUACUUUCAAGCGCUCUUCGCCUGUAUUGAAGAUCUUUUAUUGUCGCUCAACAUCAAGGUUCUGGUGCUUCCUGCAGCAGAUGAAGCAGAAUCACUGUGGAAAAAUAGAUUUGGGUUUGAAAAACUUGAUCAGGAAAAGCUAGAUGAAUACAAGAAGAGUUACCCACUGAUGAUCUUCGAUGGAACUUCAGUUCUGCACAAGUUGAUGUCGAAGAAUCAACUUCUUUUGGAGUGAUUGUUUGAAGAGAUUGUUUUUGCCCUAUACAGGGCAUUGCAAUUAUUUUUGGAUGGUUUUGUUCAUCUUAUAGAAUGUGAAAAUGAUAGAGGUAUACAUAUACCUAGCUAGGCUGCAGCUCAAUUGUGAGUGGUCAGAGUAGUAAAAGUCAUUUCUUUUCUAUCGAAUGCUCUAGUACCAACUUCUUUUGUAAGUUCCAUCUAUUUUUGUCCAACUACAAAUCAUUUUUUUUCUAAUUACCAUCAUCUUUCCAUGUC
Messenger RNA from Salvia hispanica, 3349 nucleotides. RefSeq lists its product as uncharacterized. Gene Ontology annotation, biological process: positive regulation of transcription by RNA polymerase II. Lineage: Eukaryota; Viridiplantae; Streptophyta; Magnoliopsida; Lamiales; Lamiaceae. The record is from RefSeq and is a predicted model, not a curated record. Gene Ontology annotation, molecular function: RNA polymerase II transcription regulatory region sequence-specific DNA binding; chromatin binding; acyltransferase activity, transferring groups other than amino-acyl groups. Gene Ontology annotation, cellular component: nucleus.